AUGGAAGCAUUAGCUGGCGCUGGUCUUGUGCCACUACCAUCAAAACCAAUGAUGAGAAGUAAAUUCUAUAUUCCACCUGUUGCACAACCACAGGAUCUUUAUCCGGUACUGGACGAAGUGGCUAAUGAAGCUAAAGAAGAAGAAAAACGAACAGACGAUGCGCUAGUCAAACUAACACCGUAUCCAACACUUGUGGAAUUACAAUCGAUUAUUGAAGAACAGAAGCCUGACUCGGCUUUAGUGAUUCAACCACCAUCGAUCGAACCGCUGAAAGACUUCAUUGAAAAACGUGCCGCGACUAUCGAAGGACUAAGAGAUCUUCGAGCUCGUAUGGCAAAACAUGUUUUGAAUUGUAAAAUAUCCAACACAGUCGUCGGUGUUCCAGUACUUCUGGCUGGCAGUGCUACAAGUCUUGGUACGGCAAUUACUGAGAGUGUCAUUGAAAAGCGACUUCGAACAAAAUAUGUCACAUUAUUAAAAGAUGAUUCAUUGGCAAUGCAAAUUUGUGAAUCAAAUCUAAAAGAUAUUACUGCAUGGCUAGUAACUGUUUAUUCACUUGGUUAUUCAGUAUCAAAAGCUGGUGUGAAUUUCUUACAACUUGCCGAAGCUAUUCAAGCUGCAGCGACCUUAGGCUCAUGGGCGGAAUUAGUUGGACAAUUGCCCUCGCUAGCUGGAGCUUUGGCUACUGGUGCUAAAACUGCUGGAACGAUUAGUGGAAAGAUUCUUGGCGUGUCAGUCAUUAUUUCCGUGGCUGAUCUGAUUCAUACAUGGAUAUCGAAAAGUGCGACAUUGAAAUCAAUCGACAAAGACAUUGAAUUACUUGAGCAACAAUUAAAAGAAUUGAAACGAAUUGUGGAAGCUUAUCAUCCGUAG
Messenger RNA from Adineta ricciae, 873 nucleotides. NCBI's taxonomy places the organism in Eukaryota, Metazoa, Rotifera, Eurotatoria, Adinetida, Adinetidae. The record is from the annotation of a GenBank genome assembly.